Messenger RNA from Chelonoidis abingdonii (Abingdon island giant tortoise), 435 nucleotides. Its product is annotated as leukocyte cell-derived chemotaxin-2-like. The record is from RefSeq and is a predicted model, not a curated record. NCBI's taxonomy places the organism in Eukaryota, Metazoa, Chordata, Testudines, Testudinidae.
AUGUAUUGGGAAGUGACACUUACUGCAGGACCAUGGGGACAGGUAUGUGCUGGGAAUCCUAGCAACAAAAUACGGGGCACUGACAGAUAUGGCUGUGGACAUUAUGGAACUCCAAGAGUCGGUGGUAGAAAGCACCUAGGGGUGGAUGUUAUAUGCAGAGAUGGCUCAACGGUAUAUGCUCCUUUCAGUGGCGUGAUUGGGGGACGAGUUAACCCCUACAGAGCUGGAAAGAAUGCCAUUAAUAAUGGCAUCCUCCUCAGUGGAUCAGGUUUCUGCAUACAUAUGUUCUACAUUAAGCCAGUUAGAUACAGUGGUCGGAUCAAGAAGGGACAAAAAAUUGGAGUAAUGCUGACAAUGCAAAGCGUAUAUCCUGGUAUAACAUCCCAUGUUCAUGUCCAGAACUGUAACCGCUUAAAUCCCACUUGCAAUUUAUAA